Molecule: messenger RNA, 267 nt
Organism: Aphanomyces invadans
Lineage: Eukaryota; Oomycota; Saprolegniomycetes; Saprolegniales; Verrucalvaceae
Exons: 1
Coding region: 1-267 (88 amino acids)
Source: RefSeq, a predicted model, not a curated record
AUGCUGGCUGUUCAAGACGAAGCAAACCGAUCGGCGGGGAUUCGUCAAGAGCGGGUGGAGGCGUUGGAACGCCAACACCGGGACGAUGUGUGUGCUCUCCAAGCUCAAACGGCACAGGAGCAGCAGUCUCUCCUGGAGGAAUACAGUAAACGACAAGUGCUCCGCGCGGCGGAGAACGCUGAGUUGGUGAAAAAGAAGGACUAUGAGCUGAAGGCGUUAUGUCAAGAAGUGAUGCGCUACGAAAGUCAACUGGAGAAGGCAAAAUAG